CAGGCAGCGAGGGCGGGUCCGUUUCCGGCGGCGCGUGGGGCCGCAGGCCGAGUUGCCCUGCCGCUGCCAACAUGGAGACUUUGUACCGCGUCCCGUUCUUGGUGCUCGAAUGUCCCAACCUGAAGCUGAAGAAGCCGCCGUGGGUGCACAUGCCCUCGGCCAUGACGGUGUACGCCCUGGUGGUGGUGUCCUACUUCCUCAUCACCGGAGGGAUAAUCUACGACGUUAUCGUUGAACCUCCGAGUGUCGGCUCUAUGACGGAUGAGCACGGGCAUCAGCGGCCGGUGGCUUUCCUCGCCUACAGGGUAAACAAACAGUACAUUAUGGAAGGGCUGGCUUCCAGCUUCCUGUUCACAAUGGGAGGUUUAGGCUUCAUCAUCCUGGACCGCUCCAACGCACCCAAUAUCCCCAAACUCAACAGGUUCCUGCUCCUGUUCAUCGGCUUCGUCUGUGUCCUGCUGAGCUUCUUCAUGGCCAGAGUGUUCAUGAGGAUGAAGCUCCCGGGCUAUCUGAUGGGCUAGCGUGCCGUGGGGAGAAGCGUGGCUGCCGGGUCUGCUCCUGUCUGAAUAGUGAAGCCGCCAGCCCUCCACGAAGUGCGGAAGGCAGUGCUGAGCGCAGAACAAGGUGUCUGGGAAGACAGGACGCGCCCCCGAAGCUCGGACUAAUGUCUCCUGUCACAAGUUCCUGCAGCACUUCGGUACUGACAACCGGCCACACGGAGCGGCAUUCUCCUAUUAGUUUUUCGUUUCUUGAAGAAAACAUACUCCAUUACUGCAACUGUAAUAUUGAAUAAAGUGAUUAUUUUUACAACCCCCUUGACAUCUCAGGAGCUGGCUGUUCUGGUUUUCAGAAAUUCAUCAGGAAGCAAGAUCCCAAGAGCUGUAGGCCCUGGCCAGCCUCGCCUGCGGUGAUUUGCCUCUGAACAGUAUGUGAUCUGUUGUUUCAGUCGUGUGGGAAACUGUCCUGGGGCCAGAGGACGUGUGAGAGGAGCAGAAAUAAAUAAUUUUUUAAUUAA
This is a messenger RNA of Tupaia belangeri chinensis (Chinese tree shrew), 1015 nucleotides long. It is a transcript of the gene OSTC, whose product is annotated as oligosaccharyltransferase complex non-catalytic subunit. The coding region runs from base 72 to 521 and encodes 149 amino acids. The record is from RefSeq and is a predicted model, not a curated record. NCBI's taxonomy places the organism in Eukaryota, Metazoa, Chordata, Mammalia, Scandentia, Tupaiidae. The transcript has 4 exons. Gene Ontology annotation, cellular component: oligosaccharyltransferase complex.